Molecule: messenger RNA, 4843 nt
Organism: Mercenaria mercenaria
Lineage: Eukaryota; Metazoa; Mollusca; Bivalvia; Venerida; Veneridae
Product: guanylate-binding protein 2-like
Exons: 7
Coding region: 1231-2610 (459 amino acids)
Molecular function (GO): GTP binding; GTPase activity
Source: RefSeq, a predicted model, not a curated record
AUGUGAUAUUUACAAUGGGAGAUAAUGGGAUUUAAAAAUAUAUACACUGUGCAUAAAAAUGUUGCAAAUGAUCUUCUAUGCUUGAAUAAUUUCAUAAUUCCAUGACCGGACACAGUUUAUCAUGUUUAUGUAUGAUCGUAUUAUCAGCAGUGAACGCUCCGGAACAUUUUUCAAAACAUAUCAGUUUCUUCGGUUUACAAAGGAGAAGAAAUUAACAAACGUUUUAAUGGGUCAGUACCAAAAGGUAGUAAAUGCCUUCUUUAUUUAGAUGUAAUUACUACCUUAUCCCUGGAAAUCAAUGUUCUUAACGGUUUCGAAAUUAAAUUGUGUGAUAACCCGUUGUUUUAGUGGCAAAUUUUCAUUUAAUCAUUAGUGUAACACCGCCCCGCUAAAUCAUUGCGUUGUAGCUCUGGCUGACUUAUAUAACUCCCACUCCGAAUCAAAAUCUAAAUAAAUUAGCCUUAAAGACUUCUGUACCCGUCAAUGAAGUUUAUCUAUAAUUCAUGUCUAUAAUUCACUUUCUUAACCCACUUACUCAUUUCUUUAACUCUUUGUAUUACAAUACAAACAGUUUUAUUAUCAUGCAUAGAGUCAACAUUCUAGGAAUGACUUAGAUUCAUUGCAGUUAGUCUGGAGUUUACAUUAGGCAAUAUCAAAAUGUUCUUAUUUAGCGUAGAGUUUUAUUGUUUCAGCAAAUCUACAUAAAACUUGACGGUAUUAGUAUGUUUUUGGAAAUAAUAUACCAUUUGCAUUUAAAGAUCAAAGCAGAAUAUUUAUAGCAGAAACUAUUUAGAUAAGUAGAGCGACAUGAUGAGUAAAGGCUUUCUUGUUAUUUUGUCAGAGACACUUUUAAGCUUAAAUUUGAUGUUUAUAAAACAUGAGUAUUUAACUUGUCAACCUGCUAUAAAGCUUGUUGUUAUACUUCAUUGGUAGCUUUUGAUACUUGGAUAUUUCAGACAAAUCAUUAAAUAACAAUUAUAAUAAAUCAAAACAUUGCAGCGCGUGUUUAUGUCAUAAUUUAUCAUUUUAGGAUUUAUUCUUGGAAGUUCAAUAGAAUCAACAACGAAAGGUAUAUGGGCUUGGUGUAAAAAACAUCCAACAAAAGAUUCUCAAGUUUUACUGUUGUUGGAUACUGAAGGUCUAGGAGAUGUUAAAAAGGGGAGCAUCGAUCAUGACAACAAAAUAUUCACCAUUGUCACUCUCCUGAGUAGCACACUCGUAUAUAACACGAUGUCUGCCUUUAACCAAGAUGCAAUUGAGAAACUUACAUAUAUUACUAUGUUGUCAAAGAACAUGAAAGUUACGUCAAGCAGUUCUUCAGAUCAAUCGCUUGAUUGUAUAAUGCCACAAUUUGUGCUGUGUUUACGAGAUUUUAAUCUAGAGCUAAGCAUUGAUGGUAAGGAGAUCACCGAGGAUGAAUACCUAGAAGACUGCCUCAAGACCAAAGAGGUAGAAACGCCAGAAGACGAGAAGUAUAACCGACCAAGAGAGUGCAUUAAAAAGUAUUUCACACAUAGGAAGGUGUUCACAUUCGACAGACCAGCAGGAAGAAGUGUCAUGAGACGCUUAGACACAGCUGGAGAUGAAGACCUUAACGAGGAGUUUAUCCAAGAAACAGAGCGGUUCAUGUCCUAUGUAUAUGACUGUCCUGGGAAAGUUCUUCUUAACAAAUUGCCAGUCACAGGCAGUAUGUUAGCAAAACUUCUCCGUGUUUACGUACAUGCAAUUAACGAAGGAAGUGUUCCAUGUGUUGAGGAUGCAAUGGUGACAAUGUCAAGACUAGAAAACGAGCGACAUACAAAGAAUGCCGUGGAAGAAUACAAAACGCUGAUUAAACAAAUACAACUUCCAGUCUUUGACAAAAAGAAACUGCAGAAAUCAAUUUUGGAAUACCAAGAAGACACGUUAUCAAAAUUGCAUUCUAAACUAUUAUUUGAUACAGACAAUAAGAUUGAAAAGGCUACAAAGGCUGAAAUGCAAACACUAUAUGAACAAAUCGACAAGCAAAACGGAGACCUUUUAUAUGAAAAUUGCAUUGCUAAGAUCCAUGAAAUGCAUAAAAAAAUUGUCAAGACUAACAUGAAGAAGGGAAAAUAUGCGGUCGCUGGAGGACAUACAAUCUACAACUCUGACAUGCAUGAACUAUUUGAGGAGUAUAACAGAGAUCUCAAAAUUAUUGAUUUAGCUGUGAGACAAAGAGCUCAAAACGAUUUUGAAAACGAAAUAAUUCCUGAAAGCAAAAAGAUCAUGGAAGAAGAUAAAAUGUAUUCGGAAAAGGAAAUGAAAGUCGCAAUAAAAGUAGAGACCAUUAAACAGGAUUUCGUGAAAACACAAGAAGAACAACACAAAACGUUAAUGGCUGAACUUGACCGUCAAAACACACAACAUAUAAACGAAAUGGAAAACAUUCGAAAAGCUGAAAGAGAAAAAGAGAAAAGAAAACAAGAAAAAUACAAAAAUGAAGUUGCUGAAUUGCGUAGAAAGAAUGCUGAGUUAGAGGCUUUUGAAAGGUUUUGUCAACAAGAAGCAGAGAGACAAAAAUAUGAAAGGUGGGAAAGACGACGGGCGGCCGAGGAAGCAGAGAGACAGAAGCGGUGUAUAUUGUCUUAAAUAUUUGAAGUUUGAUGAUGCACACUAUUUCUGUUUUCUUAUUCAUUUAUUCUUCAUGUGCAUUUAUUUUUUGGUUGCGGGUUUAUCCGCUCCCAAAGUUAUAAGUAUAUUUCUGACAAUCAGAUAGCACCUUUAUUUUAUUCCGAAUCACAUCCAAGGGAUGUUCAUGUGCUACUCAAAACCGUCCCAUUUAUGAACAAUGCGGAUGAAUUAUCAAUGAACAAGCAGUUCUUAUUCAACAUGUAUCCACUCACACUGACCAUUUAGAUUAUGUAAGAUCUAUCAGUGAUAAGGUAUUUCAGCCCAUGGUUACAUCACAAGCUAGGUUAGGCAGAGUUCAUCUUAGAUAUGAGGCACAUUAAAUUUGUAUUUGUUUCUCAUUCAUGUAUAUUUAUAGACUGGCAUUAAGACAGAAAAUAAAUCUACCAAAAACUCGCAACCAUCAGAUAGUUCAAGGCUUUGAUUUAUCAAUGAGAACAAUUUUGAUUGGAAUUAAUCAACAUUAUGUAUUUAGUUGAUUAUCUCAUUAGGAAACACGUUUGAUACAUAAGGUAAAGUAUGAAAUAUUGUUAUAGUCCAGAUUACUGUAGAAAUUCUACUUGUUACCCGAGCAUUUUUAUUAUGCCCCCCCCCCCACAUAUAGUGCAAGAAAAGUACUGAUUUAGUGCUGACAGGCUGUCCGUCACAACGUGAAGGGAUGUAUUACAAACUUCAAAAGAGGUACUAUUACAACGCUUAAACCGAUGCUAGGGGGCGUGAGAGGUUUUGCACAUUUAAUUAUAUCUCAUGAACAGACUCAAUCAAACCGAGUGUGCUGUUGUUCAUUUUCGGUUACAAUCUAUGCUUCCGAAAGAUCUUUUUACAGAUUUUAUUGGUUGUUUAUAUUAUCAGCAUUUCCUGCUUUGAUCAUUUACAGCGGAGCUAUGACCAUUGAUUCGUCUAAUUUUAUAAUGUUUUGGCCACUUCUUUUAUAUUAUUUAGUGUAUUUUUACCAAACCUUACGGGACUGACCAUGCAUUAUGCCAAUUGUCGGCAGUUUUGGAUUUGAUGACGUUUAUCGGAGUUAUAGCCCUUGAUCUACCAAAAUUUAUGGUGUUUAGGCCACAUUAUAUUAUCGAGAGGCCUUCCACCAACCCUUACAUCGGUGAUCAGUGCUAAACCUAGUAAUAUACAUCAUCGGCAUUUUUCGGUUCAGUGAUUCGCUGGCUAUGACCCUUAAUUUGUCUUAUUUUACCUUAUCUGGACAACUGCUCUGAUACCACCAGAAUGAAGUACAUAAAACUUCACAAAAGUGAUUAUUGCCAAGCCUAGUUGUGUAUAUCGUGGUCAUGCCCUUAUUAAUGAAUUAAUUGAUAUCAUUUUAGACGCUUCUCUUAUAUGAUAUGGUAGAUUUUAUUAUAACAUUGCAGGAGUAUCAGUGUAAGGUCUUAUUAUGCAUGUUCCGAGUCAGUAUUUUGCAGGGGAGUUCUGGCCUUUUAUAAUUUUAUAAUAAUUUGGCAACUUCUCUUUGGCUGAGUUUCACCCAAAGACUCACGAGUGAUUAGUGUUACAACAGGAAAAUCAAAUCAAAAAGACGGUAAUCAAUAUCUGUCAAGGUUUAUUUGACCUUGACCAACCUUUAAAUGAAAUAUUAUAUCGAUGUGCUGAUCACGUGUUUGAGAUAUCCCGUUGUUGUACGAAUCGAGCCCACCUUUUCUGAAACCAAAUUAAUCGGGUAUGUACCUGAUCAAAUACACAUUUGCUGUACUUCUUAUUUGUUAUUGUUUUGAUAAUGGGGAACAUUAGUCAGUUACUUCCCCUGAUUAUGUCCAAGAAAUAGAUUGGUCCUUCCUCUGUUUUUAUCAUUGACUUCUUUGUAAUUUUUAUUAGCAAUAUCUAUACUAAACGCGUACUUCAUUGAAUUGGAAAAUGACCAAGGACAGGUUUUCUUUUAGUGGCCCUCUGCUAAAUUUAGGUUUAAUUAAUCAUUCUUAUUUAGUACAUAAAAGCACAUUUAUUUUUACCAACCGCAACAUCUUGGAUAAAGGUUAUAACGAAAAUGUCAGAGGAAUCCAACUGGAAGGGACCAAUGUAAUAUUUGGUUAUCUUUGCGCUUUAUCAUACAACUUUUCAAGGGAAGUAACAAGCUAAUGUUCCUUAUUAGCUAUAAAAGAGUAUAUUAUUAUUCUUUCAAUUAUUGUUGAUAUGUGUUAAAACUUUAUAGAUCUGGUUGCUAUCUGCUUACUUACAUGAA